AUGCACCACGGAGAACAAACAGCUGAUACUGAUGCUCUGAACUGGACAGGGACGGACUGGGGCCCUCGGACCACAGCACCUCCCGCGCAUGAAUUGCGGAGACCGAGUCACAACUGUCCCCUGACGACCCUCCCCGUGGUCACCGUACGAUCCGGGGAGACGCGGCCGCGCGCAGGGACCGGACAGGACGCCGGGGUCCUGGCUGCCAGCCCAGCCCCUCCGCCCGUCCUGGCACCCCCGGCCCCGCACACUCACCGCUUCCCGGCUUCUGGGUCCGCGGGCGUCGUCCCUACGGCGCCCGCAGCAGUUUCUCGCUUGGCGGUUUCUCGCAUUCACGUGGGCACAACAUUUGGGGGCUGUCCGGGAUCUAAGAAACCUCCAGGACCCCAUCCAGAGGGUUUCACGCGUGGACAUGAUGGAGAAUCCUCCUCCUUGGCUAAAACCAUUUUUACCCCCCAGAGCAGGACCCACGGAGAUUCUAGCCAAAAAGGAGACCGACUCUAUGCCCGAAGCACCCCUUCGUCCAGUCUUCCAGGAUUCCUCCCCAGAGGACCUGAUUCUCCCGCCGCCCUACUGGGCAUCCCUCCCCGCUUCCGCCCCUCCAUUGGAGGCAUCGGGGGUGCAGAAGGGGCGCCACCCUUCCCUGAUGAGGGAGUCCCUGUGCACGGGCCAGCAGCGGGGACACUCGGUCGGACCCACCGGAUGGCCCCACCUCCGACUGUGGGGCCGUCCGACUCCACCGCCCUUCCUCUCCGCACCAUGGGGCCCGCCAUGAGACUGGCGAACAGGGACACUGGGGCACAACAUUCGGUUUUAUUACAACCCCAAGGAAAAUUGACAAACAGAACUUCAGGGGCCACGGGCACCAAACAAUACUCAUGGACUACCCGAAGAACUGUGGAUCUAGGCACGGGCCGGGCGUCCCACUCCUUCAUGGUCAUCCCUGAGUGUCCCUACCCGUUGUUAGGUCGGGAUUUGCUCACCAAGAUGGCACAAAUCUGCUUCCACCUCGAAGGGGCAAAAGUCCUAAACAAGAAGGAGCACCCAAUUCAGGUGCUUGUCCUGAGUUUAGAAGAUGAAUAUCGUCUCCACCAAAUGCCCUCAGUGCCAAUCACUGACAUUGACUGUUGGCUGCAGGAAUUUCCCCAAGCGUGGGCAGAAACUGGGGGAAUCGGGCUGGCCCAGCAUCGACCGGCUAUAUACAUAGAACUAAAGCCAGCGGCAGACCCUGUAAGGGUCCGCCAAUACCCCAUGCCUCUAGUAGCACGAAAGGGAAUCACACCCCACAUACGGCGACUACUGGACUCGGGCAUAUUAAGGCCCUGCCAAUCGGCAUGGAACACUCCCUUGCUGCCGGUUCAGAAACCCCACUCUAAUGAUUACAGGCCAGUCCAGGACUUGAGGGAAGUCAACCGGCGAGUAGAGGAUAUGCACCCUACGGUCCCAAACCCAUACACCCUCCUCUCCACCCUGCCUCCAGACAAAACUUGGUAUACGGUAUUAGAUUUAAAAGAUGCCUUCUUCAGCCUGUCUUUAGCGCCCAGGAGCCAAGAUCUCUUUGCCUUUGAAUGGACGGACCCUGAGAAAGGCAUCAAUGGCCAGCUCACCUGGACUCAACUACCAGGAUUCAAAAAUUCACCGACCAUCUUUGAUGAGGCCUUACACGAAGACUUGGGUGAGUAUUCUGAGCACCCACAUUCAACUUUAUUACAAUAUGUAGAUGAUAUCCUGUUGGCGGCAGAGGACCAGGACACAUGCCUGGGAGGCACCAGGGACUUGCUCCAGACCAUAGUGGCCCUAGGAUACCGGGCCUCAGCUAAAAAGGCCCAGAUCUGCAGAACAGAGGUGAGCUGCCUUGGGUACAAAUUAAAAGAUGGACAAAGAUGGUUGACAGAUGCACGGAAGGAAACCGUCUUAAGAAUCCCACAGCCGCAAACCAUCGGCCAGGUGCACAGAAUCAGAGCUGAUCUCCAGGACCAGCCACUGCCGAAUGCGGAUGCCACCUGGUACGCGGAUGGCAGCAGUUUUGUCCAAGAAGGAUUCAGAUAUGCGGGGGCAGCCGUAACCAUGGAGAUGGAGACUGUCUGGGCAGAGCCACUGGCAGCCGGAACGUCGGCCCAACGGGCAGAGCUGAUCGCACUGGCCAAGGUGCUGACCAUGGGGGAAGGUAAACGAAUAAACAUCUACACCGACAGCAGGUACGCCUUUGUCACCGCUCAUAUCCACAGAGCCCUUUACAGGGAGAGAGGGCUUCUGACAGCAGAGGGAAAGACUGUUAAAAACAAAACGGAGAUUCUUGAACUCCUGAGGGCCCUCUGGCUGCCCAAGGCCCUAGCCAUCAUCCAUUGUCCGGGGCACCAAAAGGCAGACACGCCAGUAGCCAGGGGAAACCGGCGAGCUGAUUUAAAAGCAAAGGAGGCGGCCCUUUUGGUGACCCAGGUCUUAGCAACCACGCUACCUGAUCCGGGGGCACUGACCCUGCCUUACACCCCCAACUAUACUGAUGCUGACUUACACUGGAUCAAACGCUUGCCUAUGACCCAGUGCUUGUGUGGCUGGUGGAAGGCCGCAGACUCCAGCAUCAUCUUGCAAGAGGAACUAGGAUGGCGAGUCCUAUCCAAAAUGCAUCGGAGUACUCACAUGGGAACAAGGAAGAUGGAAGACCUCAUAUGACAUGCAAAGAUCACUAUUAAAGACUCUUGAGCAAAGAUCGAACAGAUUGUGGCAAGCUGCUGUGCAUGCCAAUUAACAAAUGCCUCCGCCCAUGGAUCUAACCCGGGCACCCGGCUCCGAGGGGACUGCCCAGGAGCCUACUGGGAAGUGGACUUCACUGAGGUGAAACCUGGAAAAUACGGGUAUAGGUAUUUACUAGUGUUUGUAGAUACUUUUUCAGGAUGGACAGAGGUAUUUCCCACCAAACAUGAAACGGCACAGAUCAUAACCAAAAAAACUGCUGGAAGACAUCGUACCAAGGUAUAGUCUUCCCGUUAGAAUUGGGUCAGACAAUGGCCCACGAUUUUUAUCUAAGGUAACACAGGGAGUGGCACUAGUACUUGAGGCAGAUUGGAAAUUACAUUGUGCAUAUAGGCCCCAGAGCUCAGGACAGGUAGAGAGGAUGAAUAGAACAUUAAAGGAGACCUUAACUAAA
Molecule: messenger RNA, 3148 nt
Organism: Canis lupus familiaris (dog)
Lineage: Eukaryota; Metazoa; Chordata; Mammalia; Carnivora; Canidae
Biological process (GO): proteolysis
Molecular function (GO): nucleic acid binding; aspartic-type endopeptidase activity; RNA-DNA hybrid ribonuclease activity
Source: RefSeq, a predicted model, not a curated record